Molecule: messenger RNA, 2116 nt
Organism: Mustela erminea (ermine)
Lineage: Eukaryota; Metazoa; Chordata; Mammalia; Carnivora; Mustelidae
Product: leukocyte immunoglobulin-like receptor subfamily A member 6
Exons: 7
Coding region: 671-1987 (438 amino acids)
Biological process (GO): cytokine-mediated signaling pathway
Molecular function (GO): inhibitory MHC class I receptor activity
Source: RefSeq, a predicted model, not a curated record
GUGAGGAGGAUGUCUCUGUCCCUGGAACAAGGGGGCAACAAAGAGCCAGGAGGGACUCAAAGAGGCAUUUUCCCAUGAAUGGGGUGUGGACCAUGUCACAGGAAAACACAGAAGUCCUUGGAGGCUGUGACAGAAAGAGAGCCCACACUCAAGGGCCAAGAGAUGGUCUGCGUUCCCUUCCCUUUUUGCGUCUAUAUCUCCUCUGGCUCAUUGCCACCGAUAUCUCAACUUGAGCCAUUCAGAGACAUCACAGGAGUGUCUGAGCUGACAUGAGCUCCCCAGCACGGCAGGAACCCAUGUCCUCUGCAGCAGCUCUGGUUCUGGGGAUCCGUCCAUGGUGAGGACCACGGUUGUGGGGAUGAAGGAGACCAAUGGGGGAGGCUCUGGGAGGGAAGGACCUUCCCUGGUCUCCUCACUUGAUUGGGCAUCACAGGGAGACCCAGCGUUCCCCCGCUGCACCGUCAUGGACACCGGAGCCAGGCUAGGACCCUGGGCAGGGGUUGUUCACCUUCCUAUUGUCAUAUCCUGCGUACGUGACAACCCCAUGACAGGACACCUACCUCUUAGAACCACACCUUGUAUGUCUGCAUGUCCUGUGGGCACCGUGGUCUCACCCUCUGGCACAGUCGUCUCACCCUCUGCACAGCCAGAGUGAGAGAGACGAGACACCAUGACCCCCACCAUCAUGGCCUUGCUCUGUCUCGGGCUGAGUGAAGACCCCAGGAUGCAAGCACAGGCAGGGACCCUCCCCAAACCCACCAUCUGGGCUGAGCCCAGCUCUGUGAUGCCCUGGGGGACACCUGUGACCAUCUGGUGUCAGGGGAGCUUGGAGGCCCAGGAGUACCACCUGCAUAAAGAGGGGGACUCAUGGAAUUGGGAGACACGGAAGCCACUGGAGUCCGGGUACAAGGCCAACUUCUCCAUCACAUACAUGACAGAUGUAUAUGCAGGAAGAUACCACUGUGACUAUGAAUGCCCCAAUGACUGGUCAGAAUACAGUGACCCCCUGGAGCUGGUGGUGACAGGAUCCCAUGGCCAACCCAGCCUCUCAGCCCUGCCCAGCCCUGUUGUGACCUCAGGAGAGAACAUGACCUUCCAGUGUGCCUCACGGAUGGGAUUCCACAGAUUCGUCCUGAUGAAGGAAGGAGAGCGCCAGCCCUCCUGGACUCUGAACUCCCAGCCAGCCCCCCGUGGGGGUACCCAGGCCCUGUUCCCUGUUGGACCUGUGACCCCUAGCCUCAGGUGGACGUUCAGAUGCUAUGGCUAUUACAGCAACACCCCCCAGGUGUGGUCGGACCCCAGUGACCCCCUGGAGCUGCUGGUCUCAGGUGUGUCGGGAAAGCCCACCCUGCUGUCUCAACUGGGCCCUGUCGUGACCUCUGGACAGAGCCUGACCCUCCAGUGUCUCUCUGAUAUUGGCUACGGCAGAUUCGCUCUGUCCAGGGAGGGGGCACCUGACCCUCCCCGGCAGCUUGGCCGACAGCCCCAGGCUGGGUUGUCUGGGGCAGAUUUUCCCCUGGGCUCUGUGAGGCCCUCCCAUAGAGGCCGGUACUUGUGCUACGGUGGACACACCCUCUCCUCCGAGUGGUCGGCCCCCAGUGACCCUCUGGACAUCCUGCUUGCAGGUCAGCUGCCCUACGCACCCUCCCUCUCAGUGCAGCCACGACGCAUGGUGGCCCCAGGAGAGAAUGUGACCCUGCUGUGUCAGUCACAGAGCUCUGUGGACACUUUCCUUCUGUCCAAGGAGGGGACAGCCGAUCCCCCGCUGCGUUGUAGAUCGAAGUCCCGAGCUGGGCAGCACCAGGCUGAAUUCCCCAUGAGUCCUGUGACCUCAGCCCACAGGGGAACCUACAGGUGCUACGGCUCUUCCAGAACCUCCCCCUACCUGUUGUCACAGCCCAGUGACCCCGUGGAACUGCUCGUCUCAGAAGCAGCUGGCACCGUGAGCCCACCCCAAAACAACUCAGACCCCAGCAGUGUUGAGUAAGAGAAAGUCCCAGUGAUGGGGCUUGUAUGGAGGGAGUGUCCUGUGUGGGGAAGCAGGUCCCCUGGGUGGACAUACAGGAUCCUGGGGGAUUUGGGACCUCUCUGACCUCUGCAACCUCUCUGUCCUCAU